Molecule: messenger RNA, 2124 nt
Organism: Gadus chalcogrammus (walleye pollock)
Lineage: Eukaryota; Metazoa; Chordata; Actinopteri; Gadiformes; Gadidae
Product: cannabinoid receptor type 1B-like
Exons: 2
Coding region: 208-1551 (447 amino acids)
Biological process (GO): G protein-coupled receptor signaling pathway
Cellular component (GO): membrane
Molecular function (GO): cannabinoid receptor activity
Source: RefSeq, a predicted model, not a curated record
AAAGCGCUUUGUGAACAGCGGCGAUGCCCCAGUGUCUGACGCACUCUGAUGCACUUCACUCAGCGGAGAAGUUUCAGCCGGCGUUCGCUACCGUGGAAUGACUCGGUAUCUCUUGUUGUCUUUGGUCAAGUGUAUUUUGGAUCAUGCUUCGAGCUUUCUGUGUUGAAACAUUAAAGAUACCGUUUGUUUGGGCGCUGUGAGUCAGCCAUGAUGUCGGCCCUGGGGGGCAUCACCAUGGCAACAGGUCUGCUGUACCUUGGCUCCAACGACGCCGUCUACGACGACCCGUCCGCCUUCUCCGGCCUCAUGAAGGCGGGCUUCGUACCGGACAAGCCACGCUUCCCCAGCGGAGCCAAGGAGCUGGGCCUCGCCAGCCCCUUCCCGGAGACCAGCCUCUCCGACCUCCUCUCCUCCGCCAACGGGACGGCGGUGAGGAGCGCGGCCGGCGUGCCGUGCGGGGGGAGCUCCGCGGACCACAUGGAGUGCUUCAUGAUCCUGACGCCCGGCCAGCAGCUGACCAUCGCCGUGCUGGCCCUCACGCUGGGCAGCUUCACGGUGCUGGAGAACGUGGCGGUGCUGGGGGUCAUCCUGCUGACCCAGACGCUGCGCCGCCGCCCCUCCUACCUCUUCAUCGGCAGCCUGGCCGCCGCCGACCUGCUGGGCAGCGUCAUCUUCGUCUACAGCUUCCUGGACUUCCACGUGCUGCACAGGAAGGACACGCCCCCCGUCUUCCUCUUCAAGCUGGCCGGCGUGAUCACCUCCUUCUCGGCGUCGGUGGGCAGCCUCUUCCUCACGGCCAUCGACCGCUACGUCUCCGUCCAGCGGCCGGUCGCCUACAAGCGCAUCGUGACGCGGGCCCGGGCCGUGGCCGCCUUCACCGCCAUGUGGGCGGGCGCCGCCACCUUCUCCCUGCUCCCGCUGCUGGGGUGGAACUGCAGGAGUCUGGCCUCGGCCUGCUCCGAGCUCUUCCCGCUCAUGGACCGACGCUACCUGAUGCUGUGGAUCGGCGUGACGGGCGCCCUGGUGCUGUUCAUCGUCUACGCCUACGUGUUCAUCCUGUGGAAGGCCCACCGCCACGCGCUGCGCAUGAUGAGCCGCGGCGCCCAGCGGAGCGUGGUGCUGUACGCCGCCGACGGCAACAGGGUGCAGACGGGGCGGCCCGAGCAGGCCCGCGUGGACCUGCGCCUGGCCAAGACCCUGGCCCUGAUCCUGGUGGUGCUGCUGCUCUGCUGGGGGCCCGUGCUCGCCAUCAUGAUCUACGAGCUCUUUUCGAAGGUGAGCGACGCACUGAAGGCGGCGUUCGCCUUCUGCUGCAUCCUGUGUCUGCUCAACUCCACCGUCAACCCUGUCAUCUACGCCCUGCGCAGCAAAGACCUGCGCCGUGCAUUCCUGCACCUCCUGAGGCCCCGUCCCUCCUCCGACGGUGGCGGCUGCUGUGGCCAGAGGGCCCCUGUGGGGGGGCCCCCGGAAGGGAACCAGGAGAGGAGGAGCAGAGGGGCCCGGGUCACGCUGUCGGGGGGGACGGAGACUUCGGGGGCAGAGCUUGUAUGAAGGAGGGGGUCCUUCAUGUGGAGAGAGGAGACGUGAUGAUGCAGGAUGAUUGUGACCCUGACACGUGCCAAACGGAUCAAUAGACCCUUAACAGGCUUCGUCUUUGUUAGCAUUUUACUUUUCUUUUUUGUAGUAAUACUUUGAUAUCAUGCCAGGGAAAACUGUUAUGUCUGGUUUCUUGAUUUGAAUCCUAGUCCGUGAAAAUGACAUUAUGUGGGUCAUAGAAAGUUGAAAAAUGAAACAUUUGUAAAUUUGAAUCGGAAAAAAGCAUUUAAAUGGUUUUGUAAGGAAAUUAAAUUAUAAUGUGAUAAUCAGUUGUGUUUUACAGAGGAUAAUAUCAAGAACAUCUCUUCAUCACCUUGCCCUGAAAGUUCUUAUCUAUUUAUGUGUUGUUUAUAUUGCGCUUUUUUUGUACGACGGUAUUCUUGUAAGAAAAUAAAUGGUGCAAUUUUAUUGUGCAAUACUUUGUAUAUUGUGUUUUCCUCUAGUUCUGACUCUGAUGACGUUUCCAUCAGAUUGUUGCUCCUGUUUCUCUUUGAGGAGACAAUGGAACCAAGCACCAUAGAAAGAUGU